This is a messenger RNA of Adineta steineri, 348 nucleotides long. NCBI's taxonomy places the organism in Eukaryota, Metazoa, Rotifera, Eurotatoria, Adinetida, Adinetidae. The record is from the annotation of a GenBank genome assembly.
AUGGGGUUUUGUCAUGUUGAAUAUGCAUGUAAUUCUUCAUGUAUUCCUCUAGAUCAUCAAUCAGAUGAUAAACAAACAAUUGUGAUUACAAAUAUACCAGAAAAUGUUAGUGAAGAUGAUUUGUGUCAUUUAUUUUCCAACUCUCGUGUAUCAAAGUAUUGUCCAUCACAGAUUAUUCAUCGUAAACCUACCUCCAAUGAUGUUACAGGCAAAAUCAAGAUUUUAUGGGGAUAUGCAUUUCUUACUUACGACAAUGUUCAACAAGCUGUCAGUGUCAUCGAACAAGCUCAGCAAUAUCACAUCAAUGGUCAACCAUUACGUGUUUCUUUUCGUUCGAAAGAGAACUGA